UCCAGCGCUGUCCACACCACACGCCGUGUGGUAACUGUUGAAAAGAGUCACAACACAGGCUUCUGUCAUGGAGGAAAAACAGACUGCAGACACCUGCGAGAGGAGAGGGAGAUUAACCAUGGUACUUACCCUGGCCACCCUCAUAUCUGCAUUUGGCUCAUCCUUCCAGUAUGGAUACAACGUGGCCGUGGUCAACUCUCCUGCUCUGUACAUGAAAGCGUUUUACAAUGCCACAUACCUGGAGCGCUACAACAAGCCGAUAGAGGAGAACUUCCUCACUCUGCUCUGGUCUCUGUCUGUGUCCAUGUAUCCUUUGGGGGGAUUUUUUGGGUCUUUGAUGGUGGCUCCACUGGUCAACAAACUAGGGAGGAAGGGUACUCUCCUCUUCAAUAACAUCUUCUCCAUCGUCCCUGCUGUCAUGAUGGGAGUCAGUGAGAUCGCAAAGUCCUAUGAGAUUAUAAUCGUGGCCAGAUUUAUAGUGGGUAUCUGUGCAGGGUUGUCAUCCAAUGUAGUUCCUAUGUAUCUGGGUGAAAUCUCUCCCAAAAACCUAAGAGGGGCCAUUGGCAUUGUACCGCAGCUCUUCAUCACCAUCGGCAUCCUCAGUGCACAGGUCCUUGGGAUAAGAAAUAUACUGGGAAACAGCACAGGCUGGACUCUGAUGCUGGGCCUCACUGCCGUCCCUGCUGCAGUGGAGCUCCUGCUGCUGCCAUUUUUCCCUGAGAGCCCAAGGUACCUGCUCAUACAGAGAGGCGACGAGAAGACAGCUAGAAAAGGACUACAGCGUCUGAGGGGCUGGGAGGACGUGGAUGAGGAGUUGUCAGAGAUGCGGGUGGAGGACCAGUCAGAGCGGGCGGAGGGUCGUCUGUCCGUGCUGGCGCUGCUGUCCAAACGCUCUCUCCGCUGGCAGCUCAUCUCCAUUGUUGUCAUGAACAUGGGCCAGCAGCUGUCUGGGGUCAACGCGAUCUACUAUUACGCAGACAGUAUUUAUGCCACCGCUGGGGUCAAACCCAAUGAUAUCCAAUAUGUCACCGUGGGAACUGGUGCAGUCAAUGUCUUCAUGACCAUAGCUGCAGUUUUCAUUGUAGAGGCCACGGGACGUCGUCUCUUGAUGCUCAGUGGCUUUGGAAUCUGCUGUGUCGCCUGUGUGUUACUGACUGUGGCUCUUAACUUCCAGGACAGCGUGACAUGGAUGCCCUACAUCAGUAUCUCCUGUGUCAUCAUCUACGUCAUCGGCCACGCCAUUGGCCCCAGUCCCAUCCCGUACGUAGUCACCACUGAGAUGUUCAGGCAGUCUGCACGGCCCGCUGCUUUCAUGGUCGCAGGGUCUGUGCACUGGCUCUCCAACUUCACUGUGGGACUGGUCUUCCCUUUUCUGGAGAGAGGCCUGGGCUCCUUCAGCUUCAUCAUCUUCUCCUGCAUCUGUUUGGUCACGCUGGUUUACAUCUGGGUGGUGGUUCCUGAGACCAAAAACCAGACGUUUUUGGAGAUCUCUCAGGUGUUUGCCAAAAGGAACGGAGUGGAGAUCAAACUGGUCGAGGGGGAGCUGCCUCUGACCCAGACCAAAGAUGGAGGCCUGGGGAGCGAGGAGUUUAAAGCCACAGCACUCUGAGAGAAACUGGAGCGUUGAAGACGGAACAGGAAGUACUAGCUCUGACUGUCAUACUUAUAG
Molecule: messenger RNA, 1669 nt
Organism: Periophthalmus magnuspinnatus
Lineage: Eukaryota; Metazoa; Chordata; Actinopteri; Gobiiformes; Gobiidae
Gene: slc2a1a
Product: solute carrier family 2 member 1a
Exons: 12
Coding region: 68-1609 (513 amino acids)
Biological process (GO): monosaccharide transmembrane transport
Cellular component (GO): membrane
Molecular function (GO): hexose transmembrane transporter activity
Source: RefSeq, a predicted model, not a curated record